GUUGAACAGAUCCAGCGCCAUAGUACUCGGGUCCCAAGUUAUGAUGACGAGUUACAAAAGUACUAGCUAGCAUGAGCGCCUUUGUUUGGUGUCACUCCAACAACAAACAAAAGCGGCUAAGUGAAUUUUGUAGAUUCUGGCCUAUCGAUAUGAAGAUAACUGUAAUUCUCGCGGGUAUCUUACUUUGAUCUAGGUCCGAAUUUCCCCCUAUACACGAUGUAACCUGUUAUGUACAAUAAUAACGUGGACAUACGUGAGUUUGUGAAACAAAAAUGGGACAUCGUGUGGCAUAAGUGACGCAUUCUAGUACAAACGAACGGUGUUUGGACGGAUCAAGUUCUUCGAGGUUGCCCCAGGCCAUGGCUUGCCCACCCCGGCUAUUAUGCGGCACCGUGAAAGCUAGGGCGGAGUUGUCUUGGGCAAUAUUUAAAUUGAUAGUGCUAAGCGGGUGACCUUACUUACCUCCAAUCUUCGGGUGCCACAACGUUGAACCAUGACAGCUACUAUCCUCGACCCUACUGCAAUCCCAAUCAUCGACUUUGCAUGCUUCGGGGAUGGAACUUCCCCAGAAGCGACAGAGAUAGGGAGGCAACUGGUGAAAGCGUGUCGAGAAGUUGGAUUCGCAUACUUCUGCAACACCGAUAUCCCUCAAACGGAGGUAGAGAGCAUGUUUGAAUGGAGCAGGGCGUUAUUUUCGCUUCCAAUCGAAACGAAGCUGCUGGCUCCGCAUCCCAAGGAGGGAUGGAAACACAGGGGAUAUAGCGGGGUAUGUUGUUCCAGGUUGCGAAGACCAGAUCGUAAUAAGUAUAUCUUGUUGACGAGUCGCGUUCAGGUUGGCAGAGAGCAAGUUUCACAAAUGGUAUUCGACCCAGCGCAACUCGCCAAAAUACGGAAACAUACUCCCGAUUUCAAAGAAUCCUUUGACAUCGCGCGCGAUUAUUUCCCGCGCAUAUCCAAUGUGUGGCUUCCAGAGCAAGUCCUUCCGGGUUUCAGAGAGACAGCAUGUAGUUUCUUUGACACAUGCCGUCACUUUGAGAUGGAGAAGCUGUUGCCUGCAUUGUCUCUAGGGCUUGAGCUCCCUGCUGCGCCUGCAGAGGUAUUCGCACGCGGUGAGAAAGGGAGAAUCGGUGCACACACAGAUUAUGGCAUGGGCACGAUUCUGUUCCAAGACGAUGUUGGGGGACUCGAAGUUGAAAGCCCUCGUGGAUCAGGAAACUUCGUUGCUGUAACCCCCAUUGCGGGAACGGUCAUCUUUAACAUAGGAGAUUUUUUGAUGCGGUGGUCAAAUGACACGCUCAAAUCAACACUGCACCGCGUUCGUGCACCCCCGAACGAUGGGACGGGAAUGGUCAAGGAGCGCUUCUCGAUCCCAUAUUUUAUGUCUGCUGACAGAGAUCUUUUGAUUGACUGCCUUCCUGGUUGUUGGAGUGAAGACAGACCUAAGAAGUACGAGCCUGUGACAGCAGGGGAGUACAUUGAUAUGCGACUCGAUGCUACGUAUUAGUGAAUGAUCUAGGUCAGCUAGCAACAUGGAAUGGCUUUGCACAUGUUGAAUGCAUCUUUAAACAUCUUUCUGGCA
This is a messenger RNA of Suillus paluster, 1579 nucleotides long. RefSeq names its product flavonol synthase/flavanone 3-hydroxylase. The transcript has 8 exons. The record is from RefSeq and is a predicted model, not a curated record. Lineage: Eukaryota; Fungi; Basidiomycota; Agaricomycetes; Boletales; Suillaceae. Gene Ontology annotation, molecular function: dioxygenase activity. Bases 494 to 1504 code for a protein of 336 amino acids.